CUCAGAGAAAGAGAAGUAGUAAAUAUUUAUAUGCGUGCAUAUACCUGUGGGAAAGUGAGAAUCUCCACUUUUCUGGGCGUGUUCUUUUUUCCAAGAUAAAGUUUUCCAAAUGAAAUAGAUACGGAAGGAAGGUGAAGGUGAGUGAGAAAUGCGGUGGGUGUACUUGCUGCCGUGGGUGGUGGUGGUGGCGUCGUUGGGAAUGGGGGUGGCCAUAGUGGAUGGAUCAGAAUUGUCUAUUCACAUAGCAGGCUUCUUCCCAAUGGGGUUGAACGUCAGCGAGGGUGCGGUGGGGAGAGGCGUCCUCCCCGCAGUAAAAUUAGCACUGUUUCACAUCAAUAACGACAAAAAGAUUUUGAAAGAUGUGAAAUUACAUAUUACAUGGAAUAAUACACAGUGUUCCGCUGCGGAUGGGAUGAAAGCAUUCUUUGACAUGAUGGACCAGCCUCCGAUGAAAUAUAUGCUAUUUGGAGACGCAUGCACCUCUGUCACCGAUCCCAUAGCCAAAGCGAGCAAACACUGGAAAAUUGUUCAACUCAGUUACGCAGAUAUGCAUCCCAUGUUUUCAAAAAAGAAUUUUCCAAAUUUGUAUAGAAUUGUCCCUUCUGAGAAUGAGUUUAAUGAACCGAGGAUCGAACUUUUAAGGAAAUUUAACUGGACCAAGGUGGGAACUUUAUAUCAAAACAAGCCACGCUACUCAUUAGCUCACAACCAACUCGUGGCGGACUUGGAAACCAUAGGGGUCGAAGUUGUGGCUGCCCAGUCGUUUUCGGACGACAUUCAUUAUCAGAUGGCCAAACUCAAGGAAAAAGAUGUCCGAAUUAUACUCGGAAAUUUUAACGAGACCUGGGCACGGAGGAUUUUCUGUGAAGCUUUUCAUGAGAAAUUGUAUGGGAGGAAGUACCAAUGGCUUAUUGUGGCUGCAUACACUACGCAUUGGUGGAGAAAGAGGGAUGUCAAUUGUACCGUUGAAGAGGUUGAAACUGCGCUAAAAGGGGCAAUCUUAAUGGAUUUAAAUCCGCUUAGUACAAGUCAAAAUGUUACGGUCUCCGGAAUGACCGCCCUCCAAUAUGAGGAACUCUACAAAAUAGUAAACCUAGGAGAAUACUCUCGCUUUCAUGGGUACGCUUACGACGGAAUUUGGGCCAUAGCACUCGCUUUGCAUAAUAUUAGCAAGUAUAUUAAUUCUGGGGAGGGAGGGGGUGGAGGAACUAGGAAACAUCAAAUAUUGAAAAACUUUGAGUAUCAUAACGACAUGUGGGAGAGAGCAUUUCUUAAUGCAAUGGAGGAUACGUUUUUCAUUGGGGUCACGGGUCCCGUCCGUUUCAGAGAUAAUGGAAGAAAAGGAACCGUGAUGAUUAAACAAUUUCAAGCGUUCAACACGGUCAAUGCGGAAGUUAAAGUUGGUGAAUUCGACGGUGUGACACAACAAAUGAAUCUCGCUAAAGGAUUGAAUAUUGUUUGGAAUGGAAAAAAUCCACCGAAAGAUAGAACGAUUCAAAUUAUUGAGCAUACACGAGUUAAUCAGGUGCUCUACUUUUGCUUGGCGUCUUUGGCGGGGCUUGGAUUUCUUUUGGCCGGAUUUUUCCUAGCGGUCAAUAUUUCGUUCCGGAAUCAACGCUAUAUUAAAAUGUCGUCCCCUUAUCUGAACAAUCUCAUAAUUAUUGGAUGCAUUUUCACCUACUUGUCGGUCAUUUUACUCGGAUUGGAUUCGAAACAUACUUCAGUCGAUACUUUUCCUUAUGUUUGCACUGCAAGAGCGUGGGCUUUGAUGGCUGGAUUUUCAAUGUCAUUCGGAUCUAUGUUUUCAAAAACUUGGCGUGUGCACUCAAUCUUUACGAAUGUAAAGUUGAACAAAAAAGUUAUCAAAGACAUGCAGCUCUUCAUCGUCGUAGGAAUUCUGCUCGGUUUGGACGUUGUUUUACUCACCAGUUGGCAUUUUAUCGACCCCAUGUACCGCACCACGAAAAAGUUGGAGCCAUAUGUUUCUGGGUCGAAUGAGGAUAUUGAAAUUAUUCCGGAAAAUGAGUAUUGCAAGAGUCACUACAUGAGCUAUUUUAUGGGCAUAAUUUACGCCUAUAAAGGUUUGCUAAUGAUGUUUGGGUGUUUUUUGGCGUGGGAAACCCGUCAUGUAUCCAUCCCUGCCCUCAACGAUUCCAAAUAUAUCGGAAUGUCAGUCUACAACUGUGUCAUGAUGUGUGUUCUUGGUGCUCCUCUUUCUCAUGUGCUAUCCGACCAACAAGACGCCGGUUUCUUAAUCAUUUCCGGUUUCAUCAUUUUCUGCACGACUGCAACCCUUUGUCUGGUUUUCAUCCCGAAAAUUGUUGAGCUUCGACGGAAUCCAAAGGGCACGGUGGAAAAGAGAUUGCGUGCCGCGACGCUGCUAAAACCAGCAUCCUCCUCCCAUUCUUCGCACCACAAUCCCUCAUACAACAAUCAACCUUCAAUGACGAACAUGUCAAACCGAAGAGCAUCUGCGGCAUCCGUGUACGAAACAGAGUUGAAAACUGCAAAACAGCACAAUUUAAAAAUACGGAAACAAAUUAGAGAAAUUGAUAAUGAGAUUCAAGCUAUUGCCAAAUUACUCGGGAAAGAUGAUAAAGAUGUGCAGAAAAUACUCCAAGACGUUUAUAGUUUGGUGGCUCCAAAAAGUGAGGUGCUCAAAAAGGAGGACACUGAUGUCUCCUCCCUCUACUCAUUGAAUUCCGAGGGGGGCGGAGAUGUGUUUGACUAUGAUGACGAAGAUGAGGACGAAGAAGAAGAGGAGGAUGUGCCAAAAAAAAAGUACCCCGGAAUAGCUGCAGGAUUGGCGGGCCUCUCCGUUGUAAAUGUUCCCCAUUGGUCUUCUACAUUAACCAAAACACUAAUAAAUACUGAAACUAGCCAAAUCGCACCCACAACCACAUCCCUUAAACAAGACAGCACAAUUUUACCCCCUGUUUUAUCCACAACCCCAAAAGCAGAGAUAAUCAGUGAGAAAUCACCCAUAAAACGCUUAAAUUCCAAAUCCCUGUAUGAAAUCAAUACCCUGACGGAAGAAGUCAAUUACGAUAAGUUGAAGAAAUCCUCCUCCUUUGACGAACUGCCUCCCAAAAAAUCUCCCUCCGCCUCAAAAACCACGGAGGACGAGGAAAUGUGGAAACUGAUGCUCCAAAAGGAACAAAGUCGAUACAUUCAGCGCAAUUACAAACAAAACUCGAUUGGUGCUUAUGGCGAAAAAGUUGUGGUGGACAAAUGUCUCAAAGUCUUCAAUGGUGGCAGCGUCGGUGGGGGAGAAAUUUUCAUUAAUGGUAAUCACGGCAAUCACAAUACUCAACAACUUCCCCCCAAUCUGUCAACAAGUCCCCCCAUGCUUCACAAUCAAAUACCCACACCGGCCGCAUUUCCACAAAAGUUGUCCACCCGCUCAUACUCUGUCCCACGUCGCUUGAACGAUAAGCACUACCCAUCACAACUGCACAUAAACUCUAGUCAGAUUUCCUCCUCGUCCACGGAGAUAAAUUUGGACGUCUCGCUGCUCCCCAUUUUCCACAAGUUGCUCUCGGAACAGCAGCGAUCUCUGAGAACGGAACGCUUAUCUUUGCGGGAUAAAGAGAAGCAGAGACAGCGUCAUCGGAAAUUCAUGACUUCUUGUCCCAACAUUAUGAUCAAAUGUGAUAUCGUGGAAUACUUGUAGAUCACACAAGAUAGCUUUAUUUGACUAGAUAACUGCUUACAAGUGUAAUAUUGCAUUAUAGGCAGUGGGGAUGAUGGAGGGGGUGUGGUUUUUAUAUAUUAAUUAAUUAAUAAAAUAAUUCUCAAUCUUU
Messenger RNA from Folsomia candida, 3803 nucleotides. It is a transcript of the gene GABA-B-R2, whose product is annotated as gamma-aminobutyric acid type B receptor subunit 2. Gene Ontology annotation, cellular component: membrane; G protein-coupled receptor heterodimeric complex. Gene Ontology annotation, biological process: G protein-coupled receptor signaling pathway; gamma-aminobutyric acid signaling pathway. Gene Ontology annotation, molecular function: G protein-coupled GABA receptor activity. NCBI's taxonomy places the organism in Eukaryota, Metazoa, Arthropoda, Collembola, Entomobryomorpha, Isotomidae. The record is from RefSeq and is a predicted model, not a curated record. Bases 149 to 3673 code for a protein of 1174 amino acids. The transcript has 20 exons.